AUGAAUAAUAUGAAUGAAAUCUCUACAGCAUCCAUUGAAGAGACACAGAUUAUCCAAAAAACAAUCAAUAACAUGAUAAAUACUAGAAACCAACAGCACCAAAUCACCAUGAUGGAUGAACAGUCACUGAAUUGUCUUCUGAUUGGUAUGAAUCCGUCACAAGAAAUCCUUAAACUGAUCCUGGCUUUAUACACUCUGAAACUACCAAUUCAUUCACUACCCAAAGAGAAUAAAGCUACUCAGACUGAAGAUCCGACAAAUACGUCACUUAUCUCAGGUUAUACAGGACUGUCAUCAAAAUGUGUGAGCAUUUCACAAAUGGCUUCCAGUAUAUUCAGUUCAAACAGAGGAAAUUCAAUGAAAGACAGUCAAGAAAAGAAUUCAUGUCCAUUUAUUCGAGUCGUAACGCAUAAAAAUGGUAUACUCGUUCAUUUGGGCCAACUGGUCAGUUUAUCUGAGGAUCACAAAUCAUUUAUCAUGCGCAAUGUGAUUAGUUUCGACCCGUUAAGAGUACAUGAACGAACAAUUUCAUCAUUAGAACCAGCGAAAAUUCUUGCACUCACUGAAUCCAAACUUCAAAGUCAACAUGGUAAAAGGGGAAAUUUAUUGUCUGAUUAUUUACAAAAUCAAAUGAUGUUCAAUGCUUCAGAGAAAUCAUCAUGUGAGAACAGUAAGCAAGUGAAUAUAUCAGAGCAAAAACAUGACGCAGUGCAUGGUCCAUUACUUAUCACUCCCAGUGAUGUCCUUAUUCGUUUAAGUGAAAAGGAAAAUAAAUCGAUCACACAAGUAAACUGCAAUAACAGUACAGACUGUAACAACAGUCAAAGUUUCCAACAAAACCUACAAAAACAAGUCCCAGUACAACAGAAAGGAAAAAAUGAAGCAAAACCACUUUCUGUACACAAAACGAAAAUACGUAACACGUCUGCAGAAGGUAGAGGGCGACGAGAACGACGUCUUUUGAACAAGCAAAGAUAUUCGGAGCUGCAUGUACCUGAGUAUACUGGUGAUGAUGUUCUCAAUGAAUUCACGUCUUACCUUGAACAUUAUUAA
This is a messenger RNA of Schistosoma haematobium, 1053 nucleotides long. RefSeq lists its product as uncharacterized. The transcript has 6 exons. NCBI's taxonomy places the organism in Eukaryota, Metazoa, Platyhelminthes, Trematoda, Strigeidida, Schistosomatidae. The record is from RefSeq and is a predicted model, not a curated record. The coding region runs from base 1 to 1053 and encodes 350 amino acids.